GUUAAACGGUAUCUGGUAAUGUCACCUUGGUCGAUGUCAUGGAGUAAACAAUUUUUAAACUAAUCAAUUUUACAAUCAUGGAUAAUAAAAAGCAUGACCUUCCGGCGUCCCCACCCAAUUGGCUUACAACAUUAUUGGCAAUCAGGGCGAACGGCAAUCGUAGGGCACUGACUGGGUCAGUUCCUAUUCCCUAACCAAUACGAAUUCCUCGUUCUUUUCACAUACAGUUUUGUAUUGACAGGUCGUGCGUACCCGCCUUUCCGCUCAUCACAUUUAUCAAAUUUUCAAAUAACUAAAAGAAAUGGGUGACGUAGAAAAAGGAGCAAAAGUAUUCCAAACCAAAUGCUCUCAAUGCCACACUGUCGAAGCGGGCGGCAAACACAAAGUUGGACCUAACUUGCAUGGUUUGUUCGGUCGUAAAACCGGCCAAGCUGCAGGUUAUUCCUAUACUGAUGCCAAUAAACAAAAAGGUAUCACAUGGAAUGAACAAACAUUAUUCGAAUACUUAGAAAACCCAAAGAAAUAUAUACCUGGCACUAAAAUGGUGUUUGCCGGCAUUAAGAAAGUAGAUGAAAGAAACAAUGUUAUUGCUUAUUUGAAAAAAGCUACCGCGUAAUGUCAGUAUUUGUGACAAUACUAUAAUAGAUUAAAUUAUGAGUAAAAUCACGUUGUUA
Rhopalosiphum maidis (corn leaf aphid) is the source of this 674-nucleotide messenger RNA. RefSeq names its product cytochrome c-like. NCBI's taxonomy places the organism in Eukaryota, Metazoa, Arthropoda, Insecta, Hemiptera, Aphididae. The transcript has 4 exons. Gene Ontology annotation, cellular component: mitochondrial intermembrane space. The coding region runs from base 302 to 616 and encodes 104 amino acids. The record is from RefSeq and is a predicted model, not a curated record. Gene Ontology annotation, biological process: mitochondrial electron transport, ubiquinol to cytochrome c; mitochondrial electron transport, cytochrome c to oxygen. Gene Ontology annotation, molecular function: electron transfer activity; heme binding.